AUCCACGUCAGCGGCAGAUGUUCAAAUGGUCAUACGAGCACUGCAAAGCUCACAUUAUACGUCUUUCCCGAUACAUCAUCACGACCACCGGCAACGUUCGGUGCACCGAGCUGAUGGAGAAUUUUGGUCGUGAUGAAGACGGAACGCUGGACGAUUGUCGGGGAAUUGUUGUCUUCGUCGAUGAGGCGUGCAAGGAUGUGGAGCCGAACGUCUGGGCAGGUAUUGUGUGUGAAGCCUGGUCAACAAAGGUCCAGGGCGCCAUCAUGCUGGGCGACGAUAAACAGCUCAAACCCAUCAACAAGAGUGCUCGAGGGGUCAUCGAGUUCAAUCCCUACAACAGUCGGCUGGAGAUCUCUUUGCCAAUGCGGCUUGUGCGCGAAGGCAAGCCGUGCAUCAAGCUGCGUGAGCAGAUGCGCAUGCACGAAUGUAUCGCAGACUUCCCAUCGAGGUAUAUCUAUGACGGCCGACUCAUCAACGGCCCUGGAACCAGCACAACUUUGGAAGAGGUGAAGUUCGGUCUACAGGAUGUCCUUCUGGACAUCAUUGGCGGACGGACUGCGUUCGACCAUUUGACGAUGCAGGAACGGGAAGUCCGCGCCCGCGACCAUUACAUCGAAGUCAACGGUCAGGUCGAGUACAACGACAGUCGAUCGAAGCGAGUGCCAAAGCAUGCGGAUGUGUUCUUCGACAAGAUCUUUCCCAAGCUAUACGACUACUUCCUGGACGAGAUGGAGGAUAACGUGAUGGUCAUCUGCGCGUACAGCUACUCGCUAUUCUACUGGCAAGCCAAGGCCAACGACAUUGCACGUCAAUACAGCCUCCCAGCAGGCAGUCUCCCCAAGAUCAUAAUGUUGGAUUCCUCCCAAGGCAUGGAAUCACUCAUGGUGGUAUUUGACGGCAGCAUGCAGGCCUUCAAAUCUCUGGGCUUCAUGGAAGAUCCGGGCCGUGUCAACGUGGCUCUCACGCGUGCCAAGGCUGUACGCUGGGUCAUUGGUGGCCAACUCCUCGAUUCGCAGACGUAUCGGCCCAAAUUGCCUAUUUUGGCAGAAUUUAAGAUGGAAAUGGACGGCAAAGAACGCGUUUAUGCUGUUGUGGAGCCGGUGGCCGAUAGGAUGACGACGGUCGUGGAUGAGGAAGUGGAAGAGAUGCUCGAUUACUAGGUUGUGUUUUUUGCCUUUGAUGCUGUGGACA
Molecule: messenger RNA, 1191 nt
Organism: Sphaerulina musiva SO2202
Lineage: Eukaryota; Fungi; Ascomycota; Dothideomycetes; Mycosphaerellales; Mycosphaerellaceae
Exons: 4
Coding region: 18-1160 (380 amino acids)
Source: RefSeq, a predicted model, not a curated record